Messenger RNA from Saccostrea echinata, 366 nucleotides. Its product is annotated as complement C1q-like protein 2. Gene Ontology annotation, molecular function: protein binding. Bases 1 to 366 code for a protein of 121 amino acids. The record is from RefSeq and is a predicted model, not a curated record. The transcript has a single exon. Lineage: Eukaryota; Metazoa; Mollusca; Bivalvia; Ostreida; Ostreidae.
AUGGGUGGUAUAAGCACUGAAUACAUUCUGAAGUUCCCUACAGUCAUUACAAAUGUAGGAAACCACUACAACCCAACUGACGGAAUCUUUAUCGCACCUGUUCACGGUCUUUACCUGUUCUAUUGGACCAUGCAAUGUUACCACAGUGGCAGCGCUCACUGCAGUACCGCUCUAAAGAUAGACAACUCAUUGAAAGGAAAAAUUCGAUCCGGGGAAAAUGCUGGAAGUUAUUACCAUACUGGGUCCAACACAGUUAUCGUUGAGGUGGAAGCUGGAGAGCACGUGUGGAUUGAAAAUGUACAUUACUCUAAUGCUGACAUUUACGCUUAUUCCUCAUUUGGGGGAACUCUUUUGUCCAUUUUAUAA